Chrysoperla carnea is the source of this 1820-nucleotide messenger RNA. It is a transcript of the gene serp, whose product is annotated as chitin deacetylase 1. The record is from RefSeq and is a predicted model, not a curated record. The coding region runs from base 49 to 1695 and encodes 548 amino acids. Gene Ontology annotation, molecular function: chitin binding; protein binding; hydrolase activity, acting on carbon-nitrogen (but not peptide) bonds. The transcript has 5 exons. Gene Ontology annotation, cellular component: extracellular region. Gene Ontology annotation, biological process: carbohydrate metabolic process. NCBI's taxonomy places the organism in Eukaryota, Metazoa, Arthropoda, Insecta, Neuroptera, Chrysopidae.
GCGGAGGGACUCACAACUGUCUUAGUGCUUAACUUCGGUGCUGGUGCUAUGUUUGCAUUUGUGAUGGCACGGUGUUUGAGUGUUACGCUCCUAUUAUUCCUGGUCGGUGCAAUAAUCUCUUCUACAAGUGGUGCUGAACACGUUCGAGUAAAACGACAAGAUUCAUCAAAUGGAACAAAGAAAGAAGAAAGUUUUGAAGUAGAACUUUGCCGGGACAAAGAUGCCGGUGAAUGGUUUCGUUUAGUGGCUGGUGAAGGCGAUAAUUGCCGUGAUGUUAUUCAAUGUACAUCAUCAGGAUUACAAGCAAUCCGUUGUCCAGCCGGUUUGUACUUCGAUAUUGAAAAACAAACAUGUGAUUGGAAAGAUGCCGUCAAAAACUGUAAAUUGAAGAGCAAGGAACGUAAAGUAAAACCUCUUCUAUACACAGAUGAACCAUUAUGUCAAGAUGGUUUCCUCGCUUGUGGUGAUGGAAAUUGUAUUGAACGUGGUCUUUUCUGUAACGGUGAAAAAGAUUGUUCCGAUGGAUCUGAUGAAAACAGUUGUGAUAUUGAUAACGAUCCAAAUCGUGCACCACCAUGCGACCCAGCUGUAUGUGUUUUACCCGAUUGUUUCUGUUCCGAAGAUGGUACAUUAAUUCCAAAUGAUUUACCAGCCAAGGAUGUACCUCAAAUGAUCACAAUUACCUUCGACGAUGCAAUUAACAACAAUAACAUUGAAUUAUACAAGGAAAUGUUUAAUGGCAAACGUAAAAAUCCAAAUGGCUGUGACAUCAAAGCUACCUUCUUUGUCUCUCACAAAUACACAAACUACUCAGCUGUACAAGACACACAUCGUAAAGGUCAUGAAAUCGCCGUACAUUCAAUCACACACAAUGACGAUGAACAAUUCUGGAGUAAUGCAACCGUUGAUGAUUGGGCAAAGGAAAUGGCUGGUAUGAGAAUCAUCAUUGAAAAAUACGCCAAUUUAACAGAUAACAGUGUUGUUGGAGUUCGAGCACCAUACUUAAGAGUCGGUGGCAACAACCAAUUUACCAUGAUGGAAGAACAAGCUUUCCUUUAUGAUUCAACAGUGACAGCACCAUUAAGCAAUCCACCACUAUGGCCUUACACCAUGUACUUCCGUAUGCCACAUCGUUGUCAUGGAAACUUACAAAGUUGUCCAACUAGAAGUCACGCCGUAUGGGAAAUGGUAAUGAAUGAAUUAGAUCGUCGUGAAGAUCCAAACAACGACGAAUAUUUACCUGGUUGUGCUAUGGUUGACUCUUGUUCAAAUAUUUUAACUGGAGAUCAAUUCUACAACUUCUUAAAUCAUAAUUUCGAUCGACAUUAUGAUCAAAAUCGUGCACCAUUAGGUUUAUAUUUCCAUGCUGCAUGGCUUAAGAAUAAUCCAGAAUUUUUGGAUGCAUUCUUAUAUUGGAUUGAUGAAAUCUUAGCAAAUCACAACGAUGUAUAUUUCGUAACAAUGACACAAGUUAUACAAUGGAUUCAAAAUCCACGUACCGUCACGGAAUCCAAAAACUUCGAACCAUGGAGGGAAAAGUGUGUAGUUGAAGGAAAUCCAGCAUGUUGGGUACCACAUUCAUGUAAAUUAACCUCCAAAGAAGUACCUGGUGAAACCAUCAAUUUACAAACGUGUGUACGUUGUCCUAACAAUUACCCAUGGUUAAAUGAUCCAACUGGAGAUGGGUUCUUCUAAGUCAGAAUUUAAACUAUAAAAAAAAAAAACAAAAUUUUUCUGUGUAGCGUGUAGGUGAUAUUUAUAAUUCUUAUGUAAAUACCCUCCAAGUAUUUCCAUACGGAGUUAUCUGUGACAUUUAAAAA